AUGAGUGAAAUUAUUGCCAAAGUAUAUGAAUCACUGCAAACGUUCGAUCCCCAUUUUAUUAAGAUAUAUAUCAAUGAUCAUGCCUAUGAUACAAAUCUUUAUGUUGGGAUGGCAAUUUGCAGUAAAAUUAAAAACCAAAUUUAUUUCAAUCGAUCUACAAAAGAAUUCAGAUUUUUUGCAGAUAUAAAAGAUGGUAACACAUACAUUGUGCUCGACAAGAUAUUGAAGCUGCAAAUUCCAGAAGAUAUCAAUGAAAAUGUAGCAAUUGACUUUUUCAAACUCGGAGAAGUAUUGCAAAGCGAUUAUUUAAUAUCUUUAUUCACUAAAAGAUUUAAAAAUGAUGAAUACACAAAAGAAAACAUAUUCAUAAUGAUUAAAUAUUGCAAAUAUAUUGGUUACAAUAACAAAAUAUUAGAUUUCAUAUGCGAAAAUAUUGAUUCAAUCAACCAUAAUGAUCUCAUAGAUUCAAUUGUUGAAAUCGGAUUGGAUUUUGCAGAACAAUUAAUCAUACAUUUCAAUAAAAAUAAUAAAAAUCCAAAUGACAUCAUUUUCUCUCUUGCGAAUAAAUGCUCUGCAUUUAUUGAACUCGUGUCAUAUCUCAGUGACGAAUAUAUUGAAAUAAGGAAUGCAAACCAAUUUUUCAAAGCUAUAUCCACAACAAAUGGUCAAUCAUCAAUAGUAUCGAUUUUCAAGUCUUUGAUAGAUAAAACUAAUGAAAAAGACAUAAGAAUUGUAGAAGUAAAUCAAAUGAAUAAAUCAAUAAAUUCCAAGAAUGAAGAAUUAAGAAGAGAAAAUGAUUCACUUCGCCAGGAUAACUCGAAGCAAUAUAAUGAAAUAUUAAAAUUGAAAAAUGAAAAUGAAAAAUUGAAGAAAGACAGUUCAAAACUUAAUGAAGAUAUCAUAAAACUAAAUGAUGAAGUGACAAGGUUAAAAAGAGAAAAUUUAUCUCGAAAGGAUGAGAUCGAUCAAUUAACAAGGCAGAAUAAAACAAAAUCAUCAGAAAUAAUAAGUUUGAGAUCUGAAAAUUCCGAUAGAAAUGAUAUUAUUAAAAAGAUUGGAGAAAAUCUACCAAAAAUUAAGAAAAUUAAUAAUAUGAAAUUAGAUAAACCAGCAUUCCAAGAAGUUUAUAGAAUAAUUAAAGAAGCUUCAGAUGAAGGAGAUUUGGCAACCAUAUAUUAUUAUUAUUAUAAAUUCAAAAAACAAGUUGUGGAGCCGAAAAUGGCUAAUUUAUGUGUUUACAUCACUUCGGCAAUUAGAGGACAUAUUGAAUUAACUAAAACUUUUAUAGAAUUUGGGGCAAAUAAAUUUGCAACAGAUGGUAUAACAGGCAGAACUUUUAUUCAUUUUUUCGCUGCAACAGGAAAUAUUGAUGCUAUUAAAUACUUUAUGCAAUAUAACUAUGAUUUGGAUAAGCCAGAUAACGAUGGAAAUACUCCUCUUCAUCUAGCCGUAAUUAAUAACUAUUAUAAUAUUGUUGAGUACUUUUGUCAUCAUCAAAAUAUUAGAUAUUUUUAUAUACAUUUAUUGGUUAAUAAUGAUGGUGAAAAUUCAAUAGACAUUGCUAGGCGCAAAGGUUUUGAUCGCAUCAGAGAACUUUUAGAAAGCAUCUAA
Molecule: messenger RNA, 1611 nt
Organism: Trichomonas vaginalis G3
Lineage: Eukaryota; Parabasalia; Trichomonadida; Trichomonadidae
Product: ankyrin repeat domain-containing protein 61 family
Exons: 1
Coding region: 1-1611 (536 amino acids)
Molecular function (GO): protein binding
Source: RefSeq, a predicted model, not a curated record